CCAAACCUCAAAUUAUUGCAAUCAAAGGAAGCCAGGGACGAGGCAGGGCUGGUAUAAAACCUUCCUGGGGUGCAUCUUCCCACACUGCUCCAGCUCCGAGGGCACGAGGACCAACCAUGAAGGCUUUUCUGGUGGCCCUGCUGGCUGCAGUCCUGUGUGCCCAGCAAGCUUCCUCCCUGUUUUGCUACAUCUGUGACAACGAACAUUCCAACUGGAACUGCAUGAAAACCUACAAGUGUGAGGACCAUGAGAAAUACUGCACAACCACCUACAGCACUGCUGGAUUUGGCAAGGACGUGGGACACCGCAUCACCAAGAAAUGCUCCGUGGACUGUCCCGAGACCAACGUGAAUUUCGGGAUGGCCGCUUAUUCCACCAAGUGCUGCAGCACCUCCCUGUGCAACUUCAGCGGCGCCAACAGCAUCCGGAUCAACUACGCCGUGGUCCUGCUGGGAAUCCUGGGAAGUUUGAUCUGUGUGCUCAGGGUGGGAUUGUGAUAAGGCCUGGCAGAAGAUUGUGACCACCCGAGAAGCCACGAGGAAUUCCCCAAGUGAGAAACCUCAGCCGAGGGUUUCCAGCAGCGACCCUGUUGUAUUCCAAGACGUUGCUUCAGAUCCCAACACGGCACCUAUUUUUCCCCCCCUGUUGUUUUAUACUAAUUUUUCCCCUGGAAAAGCUCUUUUGAUAGCACGUGUGUGAUAAUUGUUGGACAAAAUAAAGAUUUGUGUUAUUCUA
Molecule: messenger RNA, 735 nt
Organism: Serinus canaria (Common canary)
Lineage: Eukaryota; Metazoa; Chordata; Aves; Passeriformes; Fringillidae
Product: lymphocyte antigen 6E-like
Exons: 3
Coding region: 117-497 (126 amino acids)
Molecular function (GO): acetylcholine receptor inhibitor activity
Source: RefSeq, a predicted model, not a curated record